GCCCUAAAAGAUCAAGAGACGAAUCAAUGGCGGACGGAAAGCCAGAGCAGCCGCCGUCGCGGUUCGCGACCAUGUUUGAAGGGUUCAGGAAAGAGCUGGAUGAACAUCACGAUCGCCGUGAAAGGACUAUCAAGGCAUCGCGGGACAUUACUGCGGCGAGUAAGAAGAUGUGAGAAGAAUGGUGUUUGUUUGGUGGAAAAGUGCUAACGGUUUUGCAGCAUCUUUACACUGCAGAGGGUCCGCACCGUAGGGCAGCCAGUGCCUGCAUUUGUUGUCAAGAACAACGCUCAGUACUGGGAGAUUAUCGAGAAGCAAUACAAGAGCAUAUGUGCCGACCUCCAAGGACUGAAUGCGUACCGCUACUCACACAACAUCACUGGUGGCAACCAAGAGUUCAUGGAGGCACUGAGCUUCCACCAUUACCUCGAAACCCAGUCGGUCAUUUCAUACGAGGACGCCCAGAAGAAGAUUGCUUCUAUGUGCAGCGAGGACGCAGCAGUAUCACUCACGCCAGAUGACUACGUCCUUGGCAUCUGCGACAUGACUGGCGAACUUAUGCGCUUCUCAGUCACGUCCAUGGCCACAAACGGCAAACUGCCAGCAGGUCAAACGAAUUCAAACAAGCGACUCAAGCAAGAGCCUAGUUCAGAAGACACAGGCGACAAAAUGGACAUUGACGAGCAGUCCCCAUCGGGUCAGGAAGUUCACAAGCCACGAACUGUACUUGAGGACCUCCGUGCGAUUCGGCUGCAGCUUGAGAUGUUUGAUGCACCGGGUGGAUCAAAGUUUGCGCACGAGCUGGAGACGAAGAAGAUGCCGGUGAUGCGCGAGUGUGUAGACAAGGUGGAGAAGGCGCUGUAUGGGCUGACUGUGCGAGGCUCGGAGAGGCCCAAAGGGUGGAUGCCGGACAUGGGAGGCGACAGGCGAGCGGAGGUUGAAAGCUAUUAGAACACGCCAUAAGGCUUUGAAUCGGACAAAGCGUAUCUGCA
This is a messenger RNA of Parastagonospora nodorum SN15, 989 nucleotides long. RefSeq lists its product as hypothetical. The record is from RefSeq and is a predicted model, not a curated record. Gene Ontology annotation, cellular component: cytoplasm; nucleus. The transcript is spliced from 2 exons. Bases 397 to 948 code for a protein of 183 amino acids. Gene Ontology annotation, molecular function: RNA endonuclease activity; sequence-specific DNA binding; RNA binding. NCBI's taxonomy places the organism in Eukaryota, Fungi, Ascomycota, Dothideomycetes, Pleosporales, Phaeosphaeriaceae.